Messenger RNA from Melitaea cinxia (Glanville fritillary), 1255 nucleotides. RefSeq names its product venom acid phosphatase Acph-1-like. Gene Ontology annotation, molecular function: phosphatase activity. NCBI's taxonomy places the organism in Eukaryota, Metazoa, Arthropoda, Insecta, Lepidoptera, Nymphalidae. The record is from RefSeq and is a predicted model, not a curated record. The transcript is spliced from 7 exons. Gene Ontology annotation, biological process: dephosphorylation. Bases 4 to 1173 code for a protein of 389 amino acids.
AAAAUGUUCCUGUUCUUCAUCGUAGCCACGCUGCAAGUGCAGCUGAUGAGCAGCAGUAUCUUAUCUGGACCUGCUGCUGACAAAGAAUUGAUGAUGACCUUUGUGGUUAACCGCCAUGGAGAAAGAACUCCAGACGCUGAUGAGCUGUCCUUGUCAGAUCAGAAGGAGAGGCUGUUGAAUUUAACUCGGAUUGAAGGUCUGGAGGGACUGACAAAUAUUGGAAAAAGAAGAGCGUACCAAAUCGGAAAAUUCAUUCGACAGAGAUAUGGUUCUCAAGGUCUUGGGUUACUAUCAGAUCUGUAUCUUCAGGAUGAGAUAGCUUUGAGGAGCACGGAUAAGGAAAGGACGAAGAUGACUGCCCAGGUUGCGAUGUCUGCGUUGUACCCGCCUGUGGCUGAACAGCAGUGGGAUGAGGGCCUGGGCAAAAUAUGGCAACCGGUCCCUUACACUACAGUGCCGUUGUCUGAAGACUAUCUACGCUAUUACUCCAACUGCGAGCGAUUCAAAGAUCUCAUGAAGCAAGCGAAGGCAGAAGCUGUCCAGCAGGAAUUCCAGCAGUUCAAUGACCUAGCUAUACUGUUGAAGGCACGAACUGGAGUGGACUUUACUGAAAAUCCAGUUAUGUAUGAAACUCUCUUCGACUUGUUCAAAAGUCAGGUAAGCCUCGGUCUAGACAUCCCUGAAUGGGCAAAACCUUUACUACCAAAGUUGGGAGAGGCAGCCAGAUUGGCUUACCGGCUGUUCUUCAGGUAUGAGGAAAUGAAGAAAAUUGGCGGUGGAGUGAUCCUUAAUGAUUUUGUACAAGCUGCGACAGAUAUUUCACAAGGAAAGCCAGUAAAAAAACGGUUCCGUGUGUACUCUGCUCAUGACUUCAAUAUCGGAUCUUUGAUGGAAGCAACCAGGGUCAUCAGACAUGAACAGAGCAACCCUGAAUAUGGUUCUCUUUUUGGUCUUGAACUGUACCGGUCUAAGACAAGUGGAGAAUUCACUGUUAUGGCAAUCUACCUACCAAGGGCUGGUGAAUCAACAUUACAAAUGUUACACUUUACGGGCUGUGAAACCUCUAGUCACUGCGACUUAGAAAAGUUCAAAGAAAUUACAAGAAACUACCUUCUCCCUGAAAAGGAUUACCACAGAAUUUGUAACACGAUGCCGUCCUCUUUUAAAAACUGACUUGAUUUUUAGUCCAUCAGCUCAGUAGCUGUGAUCACUGUUUAAAAUGUUGUUUUAUAAUAAAUAAAAUUGGGAAAACGUA